GUCCGUAAGGUUAUUGGCCUGAUUGCUGCGCACAAAACAGAGUAACUGCGCAAAAUAACAAUUUAUUCUAAAACUGUGUAACGCGUUGCCUUCAUUCUCAAACUCAGAGGCAAAUCAUACACUUCGAGUAGUUAACAGAGAUGGCUGACAAUAGCAAAGAUCAGAAGCCCGGAGUCUUGGGCAAUGUAUCUGAGAAACUUCAGGACGUCGGUCACACUGUACAAGAAAAGUUAGAGCACGCAGGACAAGUCAUCUCAGAUGAAUAUAACAAAAGAAUGCAUCCUGAACAGCAAGAAAAGGACAAAUCUAAGGUCGAAGAAAUAAAAGAUACAGUUAAAGAAAAGGCAGAUGCUGCCGGAAAUAAAGUCUCAGAGGAAUGGAACAAGCGAAUGCAUCCUGAAGAGGAGAAAGAGGAGAAAUCAAAAACAGAAGAGGUAAAAGACGCAGUUAAGGAAAAAGUAGAGGCUGCAAAAGAUAAAGCAGAGGAGGUGAAAGACAAGGCUUCAGAGGAGUUGAACAAAAAAAUGGGUUCAGAUGAAAAGAAAUAAAAAGGGAUGAUUUUACCCUAUUUUGAGGGUAUCCAGAGUAGUUCAUUCAAUCAGGGACUUUUUCUCUCUAUCCUGGACUCUUCAGGCAUUAGUUGAUAUUAGUCUGUAUACCUCAAGCUACUCAAUACCGGUAUAUUUAUGUGUAUGAGUUCGUUUAUUUGUAUUCUUAAUAUAUUGCUUGAAUGUCAGAUGUUAAGGAUGUAUGAAAAAAAAUUAUAUGAUUUUGGUUUUUUUUAUGUUUUAUAACUUAAUAAAACUAAUAAAGCAACUUGAA
Messenger RNA from Saccostrea cuccullata (small rock oyster), 822 nucleotides. RefSeq names its product ribosomal biogenesis protein LAS1L-like. The coding region runs from base 141 to 548 and encodes 135 amino acids. The transcript is spliced from 8 exons. The record is from RefSeq and is a predicted model, not a curated record. NCBI's taxonomy places the organism in Eukaryota, Metazoa, Mollusca, Bivalvia, Ostreida, Ostreidae.